Molecule: messenger RNA, 1365 nt
Organism: Exophiala viscosa
Lineage: Eukaryota; Fungi; Ascomycota; Eurotiomycetes; Chaetothyriales; Herpotrichiellaceae
Exons: 1
Coding region: 1-1365 (454 amino acids)
Source: RefSeq, a predicted model, not a curated record
AUGCAGUUCAAGACCGUGGCUUUGCUGGUAGCUUCCUUGACGUUGGCCCAAGCCUCCGCCCGUCCUGAUGGCAUGGUUUUCAAGCGCCAGUAUAGCAACGAUACUACUUGGUCAGAUUGGUCUCCGACGACAAGUUCUAGCUUGAUUGUGGACGAUGUGAGCACCAGCAUCAGCACGACAAUUACUUCGUCGAUCAGCAGUGCUGCCAUAACGACCACGACUACCUCCGUGGCCGCAGAGACUUCCUCGACAACCACUUCCAGCACUUCGGUUACUAGUCUGACUGCGACUUCGUCCACGACUACCAGUGUGGGAGUCGCAAGUACCUCAUCGUCUUCAUCCACCACGAUCACGACGACCAGCAGCCAGGUUGCUGCGGUCAUAUCCGCCUCUACCUCGUCCACCUCCUCUACGACCACCUUCUCCACGUCCACCUCCAUGACAAACUCCACAACUACUGCCAGCGCCGAAGUUGCAGCUAUUUCGACCUCUUCGGCCUCCACAGCCACGAACACCACAUCAGAGUCAUGGGCAGAUUGGACAACUUCAACUUCUACAACUACUACGAGUGCACAAGUUGAAGCCGUGACGACCUCUCCACCGGCCUCAAGUAGCAGCAUGACCGCAGGCGGAGAUACAUUGGCUAGUUCGACCACUUCCACGACUAUCAGUACCCUUGUUGCAGACGUGACCACGUCUACGACCGUCAGUGCUGAAGUUGCAGCAGCGACAACACCAGCCAUCACCAAUAGCGCAGCAAUCGCGGCUGACUCAACGUCUAGCGAAGGUGUUGAAGUCAGCACCACUGUCGAAGACACCACAUUGACUUUGACCCUGGGUUCUGGGUCGUCAGCUUCUGUUGUCACUACCACCAUUCGUCAGACCAAGACAUUCACGAUCACAAGCACAAUCUAUGCCACCAUCACUAGACCUUCUGCGGAGGCCAAUGCCGCUGGGGCUGCAACUGGGUCGGGCACUACCACCGUGACUCUCGAGUCUACCUCCACCGAGACCCUCACUGUUGUGCCUGUGGAAACAGGCGUCGCUGCUGAAACGACAAGUUCGUGGUCCGCUGGCUUGGGCUGGGGCUCGGGAUCUGAAUCGACUGCGGAUGCUGCCUGUGGAAUUGCCUAUGUUACCGUGACGGAGACUCUUCAGAGCACCGUUACCGUCACUGCUACUCCCACCACCUCCACCAUUCCCGUGGACGUGGAAGUGGAAGCUACAUCAGCCAGCACAACAUCUUCAGCCUUGUCGACUGGUUGGGGCUCUGGGAAUGGUACCCAGUCUCACAAGCAUAAGCUGGCAAGUUCAGGAUUUCUGAGGGUAUCAACAUAUGCUACUCCGUCGGGGUGGAAGCCGUAG